This is a messenger RNA of Telopea speciosissima, 1267 nucleotides long. RefSeq names its product probable disease resistance protein RPP1. Bases 23 to 967 code for a protein of 314 amino acids. The record is from RefSeq and is a predicted model, not a curated record. Lineage: Eukaryota; Viridiplantae; Streptophyta; Magnoliopsida; Proteales; Proteaceae. The transcript is spliced from 6 exons. Gene Ontology annotation, molecular function: protein binding.
GAAGAGUGAAGGAUUUGCUAAAAUGGCUGAGCUUAAGUUACUCCAAAUUGAUUAUGCACACUUUGCUCCAGAUUUCAUGCCUUCUUUUUCAGCACUGAUUUGGCUUAGUUGGAAAGGAUGCCCUCUGGAAUUUACGCAAACCAAAUUUCAUCCAAUGAACCUGGUUGUUCAUGAUCUGUCAUAUAGUCUUCUUACAAAUUACUGGAUGGGUUGGAAGCACAUUAAGGUGGCAAAGAAUCUAAAAGUUUUGAAUCUGACAGGGUGUCAACACCUAGUAAAGACACCUAAACUAGAAAAUUGUCGCUUGGAAGUCUUGAUUCUUGAAAACUGUGAAAAUUUGGCUGAAACUGACGAAUCUAUCUGUGACCUUGAGAGCCUAGUCAUAUUGAAUAUGAGGGGAUGCACGGAACUAAGGAAUCUCCCGUAUGGCAUCGGGGGGUUGAGUUCUAUCAAAGACUUCAACUUACAUCUAUGCAAAGGACUUGAAAAGUUACCUGAUUCCAUAGGUCUCUUGCAAAACCUGGAGACUUUUGAUUCCAGUUUCUGUGGUAUCAAGGAUGAGGGAAUUCCAGAUGCCAUAGGGUGGCUAUCCUCUUUGAAAAUCUUGAGACUAGGUGGAAACAAUUUCCAAAGCCUACCCGUGACAGUUUCUAGCCUUCCUGUGCUCCAAACACUUGAUUUACGGUUCUGCAACGAACUAGAAUCACUCCCAGCAUUGAUAGGGUUGAGAAAUUUAAAGAGAUUAAAUCUUGAUAAUUGUCAGAGCUUAGCAGAGAUUGAAGGCAUCGAAAGGUUGGACUCCCUAGAGCUGUUGAUGAUGAAGAACUGUAGAUCAUUAAGAAAAAUUGGGAAAAUAUCCGGCUUGAGAAAACUGAAAGAAUUAAUAGUCACAGAUUACUCAAUGUUAUACGAGAUUAAGUGCCUUGAGGAACUGGACUCUCUGGAGCUGUUGACAAUAAAGGGGUGACUGUGGAUCAUUAUGGAAAAUGGGGAAAAUAUCUAACUUAAAAAAACUGAAGGAAUUAAGACCCAAGGAUUAUUCAAUGUUAUCUGAGAUUGAGGGCCUUGAGGGACUGGACUCCCUGGAGCUGUUGAUGAUGGAAAACUGUAAAUCAUUAAGGAAAAUUGGGAAACUAUCCAGCUUAAGAAAACUGCAGGAAUUAAGUCACUGGAGCUGUGAGAGUUUACUCGAAAUUGAGGGACUUGUGGGAUUGGAUUCCUUGGAGCUGUUGACAAUAAAGGACUGUGGAUCAUUAAGGAAAAUCGG